Paralichthys olivaceus (Japanese flounder) is the source of this 4198-nucleotide messenger RNA. It is a transcript of the gene nrarpa, whose product is annotated as NOTCH regulated ankyrin repeat protein a. Gene Ontology annotation, molecular function: enzyme inhibitor activity; phosphatase regulator activity; protein binding. Gene Ontology annotation, cellular component: cytoplasm. The record is from RefSeq and is a predicted model, not a curated record. Lineage: Eukaryota; Metazoa; Chordata; Actinopteri; Pleuronectiformes; Paralichthyidae.
AUUCUUUGGGAAGGUAUUGUCAUGCAUAUAAAGGACGCGUAAAAUAUUCCCCCAGAGCGCAGCGCAGGGCAGAGACUCGAGGACCGCACGGAGGACACAGACCUGGGCCACACGGUGGAUUUCUAUCGCUUUCGUCGCCACCGACCCGUCCAUCUGUCACAGACACCCUGGCCACAUAAGCAGCGACAUAUAGCCAGGACGUGUAGCCAGGAAACAGGUGGGACCGUUUAACUAAAACCUGUGGGGACCCGGCAACGAGGAGGCUGCCCUGUGGAGAUCCUACUUCCAGUUUCCCCCAAGUGAAGUCGGAGGUGUCUCUUCUCCAUCUCCUGCGAUAGGCGACCUGCUGCUGCUACAGAAGGGGAACUUCAUCCAGAGACCCUGGACCUCUUGAGAGCACCCCUUAAUGCUUUAGGGAUUUAUAGGAUCUCUCAAUUUAUUUACAUUUUUGCACACCGAGUGUGUUAUUUUCCCUAUUGUCCUUUUUGGGAUAUAUACAGUGAUCGUUUUUGUCUUUUAGUACCUUAAAGUGCCUUAAUAACUGGUUGUAAUCCAGUGUAACUGUGGCAUUGUUACCAGACCAGAGACGCUCAGCAGGGAGAAGACGUUACUAUCCGCUUUAGAGCUCCGGGCAGGAUUACUGGUUCCCCACCAUCCAGCGCGCUGCAACCAUGAGCCAGGCGGAUGUGUCGACGUGCUCCGCGCCGCAGAGGGUUUUCCAGGAGGCGGUGAAGAAGGGCAACACCAAGGAGCUGCACUCGUUGCUGCAGAACAUGACAAACUGCGAGUUCAACGUCAACUCCUUCGGGCCGGAGGGACAGACGGCCCUGCACCAGUCCGUCAUAGACGGCAACCUGGAGCUGGUAAAACUGCUGGUGAAGUUUGGCGCAGACAUCCGACUGGCCAACAGGGAAGGGUGGAGCGCUUUACACAUCGCCGCCUUCGGGGGCCACCAAGACAUUGUGCUAUACCUCAUCACCAAGGCCAAGUACUCCUCUGGCGCCCGGUGAUCUGUCUCUGCUGUCAGGUAAAAAAAAAUAAGACAAAUAACAGAACAACAGCAACAAUAAGUGGAAAAAUCAAACUGCAACACAUGCGGGAAAGCCAGGCUCUUUUUCUCAAAGCGUUAAAAACUGCCAUUAUCUACAUAGUUGUGCCAAAUUAUAUAUAUACAUAUAUAAAAGGAAAUGCAUAAACAGGCCUGCACAAUAACCUCCCCUCACUGUAAACCAAACGGGGCCCUCUCUGCACUUCUGAGUGAAGCCACCACAUGGUUCACGCACACGCAGCGCUUCAGCACGAAUCUUUAACAAAAAAAAGAAAACGCCACUUCGGUGAGUUUGUUGGUACUAAAGCUUUUACUCUUGAAUGUGUCUACUAUAGAUCGUGUGGUCCACUAUAAGAGCAGCCUGUGUGUUUGUGUGUUAGGACUCAGGAGUGCAGAUGGUCCAGUUUUCUCUCCUCUAUCCAUGACCUCCCAUCCUCAGUACAGUUGAAUAGUUUCUUUGUGGGGGGGCCACAGAUCUGACCUGUUGCCCCUUAUGCAUUGUUCACUUGUAAAAUCCUCUUAAGUUAUUUGAUAUGAAACAUGGCACUUGAUGCUAUAUGGCUGCAUGCUGGAAUAUCUGAAAGGGAAGACACACGAGCAAGAGAAGAAGGGUUGCCCUCUGUUGGCUACCAGAGGCCUAUAUUUCUUUAAUGAAUCUUUAUUUUUUCUUUUUCUCAAAGAGCGGCAUUAUGGCUAUCCAACACGCUUUCCAGAUGUGUAAUCAUGAUGUAACAACAACUGGCUUCAUCAAUGUUGUGAAGUACUGUACACAAUAGCUUUACUAUUUUUUUUUUUAAGAGAAAAAGAAAGAGACAGUAGCUGAGUGCACUGUGCCUCCUCUGCAGGCAGAUCUUGCCGUGCUGGCGUCCAACUCUUUCCAGGCCAGUGCGACCACUUUGCCAAUGGUCACUGUGUUACUAAAAAGAAAAACCGCUGCUUUCGCUUUGUAUCAAAAAAGAAAGAAAGAAAGAAAGAGUCGCAUUUGGAAUUCACUUUAUAAUCUCCUUUCAGUAUUUUAUUAACACCCUAGUCAUCACUGUGAAAGCAGGCUGGGUUUUUUUUCUAUUUAUGAAGGUACAUUGAGAAGAUGCAUUUUUGAAUAUGUUGUGGUUCUUCUUUUAAAAAACAAACAAAAAUCUAUGAGUGUAAGAAUAUCUAUAAGGGUGACUCAAGCUGCUUCAGACUCGUAGUAUAUAAACUGUCCCGUAUGGAGGUAAUCUCGCCACCCUCACCCUCCUCACCCACCACCAACACCACCCCAGAAACCCAACUCCCCCCCUCUGUUAUAGCCUGUUGACCCACCAGAGGACUUUCUCUCUCCCCUCCUCCCAUUUAAAGGACUUUGUUUGGUUGCCUUUUGCCAGCUACCUCGACUUAUAAAGUAUUCUCAAGUUGUUCAGCUGUCUCACCACUCUGCCACGUUGUUUUGGAGUCUGAAGAGAUUCACUAUUUGUUUGUGAUCAUCCGCAUGCCAGUAUGUUUUGUUUUCUUUUUGCUAUGAAGCCUGACAGACAGACGGACUCCAGAAGAUGCAAUGAACCCAUCCCUGCAUCCUCAGUCGGGACAGUUUUAUUUUACACUACAACCAAACCAAUUCUCACAAGCAAUGUGUGAUUUUCUGCAAAGGAGUCUGUGGUUUCUCUCUCUUUCUGUCUGUUGUGUUGUUUUUCCCUAUAAACCUCCACCUCUCUGUCUCUUUCUCUCUCUCUAUCAGCCUGUUUGGUCAUUUUUUUAUUUUCAGUCAUACAAAAAAAUGGAAUUGUAUCGCAUGACUUAUAAAUGCAGGGAGUUUUAUUGCACAAAAAAAUGCGGAGCCUUGCGCGCCCCCAGUGUUUGUACGGGGUAACUGCAGGAGCCAAGGCUUUGGAAUAGUUACUACUACUGAGCAGGACCCUAAUACUGUUGGACGAUGAAGACAAAAAAAAUCACAUGACUGUUGCAGGAUGUCACAGAAAAGGAAAAAAAAAAUGGUUCCAUCAACUUGCCUGCUGCAUUUUUGAAAGUCAUGGCACCCUAACAUUUGUAUCGAUGCUGCUUGUAUGUUUUCUUUUUAUUUUGUUGGUGUUGUUGUGUUGUUUUUUUUAAAAGCCUACUGCUCAAAUGGCCAACAGUUGUGUAGAAGCUUCACAGCAGCACUAGUUCACCUCAUGAGAAGCUGCUGAGAGAGUGUGAGUGUAUAUUUUUUUGUCUUUUUAAAAUUGAAGUGUGUGUGUGUGUGUGUGUGUGUGUGCGCUUCUCAUGAGGCUCCGUGCCGCUGCAUUGAACAGUCGUCCAGACUGAGAACUUCCCAUUUUCAACAACCACAAGUAACGGAAGCGAUAGAUCCACAACAUCAAGGUAUAGAUUGGUUAUCAGGCAACAAAUGAAAUAUGCAUCGCUUGUCUUAAACUUGAUUUUUUUCUUUGAAUAUUGCACUGAUGACUGUUGUUGAAACGUUGGCUUUUAUGUGUCAACAUUUUUAAUUUUUUUUCUGAAUAGAAAAAAAACAAACACAACAAAAUACUAUUGUAUAAAUAUAUGCUCCAGGUGAUAAUGUCCUAAUGUGUGUGUCACUUUGUGGAAAAAAAGAACAUGAUGUUUUUUCUUUUUGACAAAGAUGCGUGUAUCUCUGUGAUUGGGUGUAUGUAUAUAUACAUAUGGAUAUAUAUAUAUCAACGCUGAUGAUGAUGAUAUCUUGGGGCACUUUCUUUUCUGAAGUGCUGUCUUCCUGUUUUUUUUGAAAGGGGAAUAAUACAUUUGAUGGUAAGAUCAUUGUAACAUGAUUAAAAAUUGCACGGUUGUGUGGUUGUCUGGCUCACGAUGGUCAUAACAUUUAUGACGUAAGGAGCCAGCUGCCGGAUUGGUGUACAUGAGUGAGAAGAUUUUUGUUUUUUUUAAUAAAAAUAAAAAAAAGUGCUGACUUCUUUGGACCAAGUUGUGUUUCUGGUCUUGCUUCAUUUCAAGCAGGAGAGAAACAGCUGAUUUUAUCAUGAGUGAUGCAGAUGUUCCAUCAUGUUUCAUUUUUGUUUGUUUGUUUGUAUUCUUUUAUUUUUGAACGUUUGUAACACUGUGAUGAUGACGUGACGCCAUGUGGAGAUGAGUGCUGUAUUAUUUUUGUACGUUUGUGUACAAGCCAGUAAAGAAAUCAUUAAACUCACUGGUGUAUGCAUA